UCAAAUAAAUGAAGAAGGAAAACUAUAGAGAAGCUUUCUUAAGGGGCAAAUUUCGUAAUUCACUUCAUCUUUCCCGCGACCUCCGCGUUUAUUCGACUUGUAUUGCAUUUCCCUAUAUCCCAUUUUUUCUGGUUCUCUUUUCACCUUCCAUUUGAAAAAGAAAAAAAGAGCUUUCCAUUUUCUCUGUCAGAAAGAAAAUCGUCGCCGAUUCGACUCAUCCGCGUCCGAGUCGGCUCACCGCACUCGGAGCUCGUCGCCAUUACCGAACUCUCAGAUCGCAGGAACAGUGCAGCUAGGGCUUCGAAAUCUCAAGCAGGUUCAGCUUCCACUAGCCAUGGCUAGGGUUUACGACAAUUGGGAGAGACUGGUCCGAGCGACGCUGAAGCGAGAGCAGCUCAGAGCAGCAGGCCAAGGCCACGGGAGGACUCCCAUUGGCAUCGCCGGCGCAGUUCCGCCGUCGCUUGGGAAGACGACUAACAUCGAAGCGAUCUUACAAGCCGCCGAUGAGAUUCUGUCCGAGAAUCCCACCGUCUCAAGGAUACUGUGUGAGCAGGCAUAUAGUAUGGCGCAAAAUUUGGACCCUAGCAGCGAUGGUAGAGGUGUUCUUCAGUUCAAGACCGGUUUAAUGUCUGUGAUUAAGCAAAAACUUGCGAAAAGGGAUGGGGGGCGGAUAGACCGUAAUCGUGAUAUUGAGCACCUUUGGGAAUUUUACCAACGGUACAAGAGACGGCAUAGAGUGGAUGAUAUGCAGAGAGAGGAACAAAGAUUGCGGGAGUCCGGAAGUUUUAGUGCUAACUUUGGAGAGUUGGAACUUAGAUCUUUAGAGAUGACAAGGAUAGUUGCUACCUUGAAGGCCUUAGUUGAGGUCAUGGAGGCCCUUAGCAACGAUGCAGAUCCUGAUGGAGUUGGUAGACUUAUUAAGGAUGAGUUGCGAAGAUUAAAAGCCUCUGAAGCAACAUUAUCUGCGGAGCUCAUACCAUAUAAUAUUGUACCUCUUGAAGCGCCAUCACUGACCAAUGCCAUCGGUUUCUUUCCAGAGGUUAGAGGUGCAAUAUCGGCUAUUAGAUAUUGCGAACACUUCCCUAGACUUCCAGCUGAUUUUGAAAUAUAUGGGCAACGAGAUGCAGACACGUUUGAUCUUCUGGAAUAUGUGUUUGGUUUCCAGAAAGACAACAUAAGGAACCAGAGAGAACACGUUGUUCUUGCCAUUGCAAAUGCACAGUCUCGACUUGGCAUACCUGUUGAGGCUGAUCCAAAAAUAGAUGAGAAGGCAAUCAAUGAGGUAUUCUUGAAGGUGCUGGAUAAUUAUAUCAAAUGGUGCAAAUACUUGCGGAUACGCAUUGCUUGGAAUAGUUUAGAAGCAAUUAAUAGGGACCGGAAAAUUUUUCUGGUUUCAUUAUACCUUUUGAUAUGGGGUGAAGCUGCAAAUGUCCGUUUCCUUCCUGAGUGCAUUUGCUAUAUAUUUCACCACAUGGCUAAAGAGUUGGACGCAAUAUUGGAUCAUGGAGAAGCUAAUCCUGCUGCCAGCUGUGUAACUGAAACUGGUUCUGUGUCCUUCCUUGAGAAAAUCAUUUAUCCUAUAUAUCAGACAAUGGUUGAUGAAGCUGAUAGAAACAAUAGUGGGAAAGCUGCACAUUCAGCAUGGCGGAAUUAUGAUGACUUCAAUGAAUAUUUUUGGUCACCUGCAUGCUUUGAGUUAGGCUGGCCUAUGAAGAGUGAUUCAUCGUUUCUCUUGAAACCUCACAAAAAAGGGAAGAGGACUGGUAAAAGCACUUUUGUUGAGCAUCGGACAUUUCUUCACUUGUACCGAAGUUUUCACCGUUUGUGGAUAUUUCUGGCUUUAAUGUUCCAGGCUUUAGCAAUUAUAGCCUUCAAUGACGGGACAAUAAAUUUGGAUACUUUUAAAAGUGUACUUAGCAUUGGGCCAACUUUUGCUAUCAUGAGCUUUCUUGAGAGUUGUUUGGAUGUGGUGCUCAUGUUUGGGGCUUACACCACCGCGAGAGGCAUGGCUAUUUCAAGGCUAGUAAUUAGGUUUUUCUGGUUUGGCUUGAGCUCUGUGUUUGUGACAUAUGUUUACUUAAAGGUUCUGGAGGAAAGAAAUGGCCGGAACUCUGAUAAUUCAUUCUACUUCAGAAUAUAUAUACUUGUACUGGGCAUUUAUGCUGCAUUACGCCUAGGCUUGGAUCUCUUACUUAAAUUCCCAGCAUGUCAUGUGCUAUCUGAAAUGUCUGACCAAUCGUUCUUCCAAUUCUUUAAGUGGAUUUAUCAGGAGCGUUACUAUGUCGGACGUGGGCUCUAUGAGAGUCUGAGUGAUUAUUGCAGGUAUGUACUGUAUUGGCUGGUGAUCUUCAUAUGCAAGUUCACUUUUGCUUACUUUCUCCAGAUUAAACCUCUCGUUGAUCCCACCAAGGAUAUUCGGGAGCUUGUGCGUUUGGACUACUCAUGGCAUGAUCUUAUCUCAAAAAAGAAUAAUAAUGCCUUGACCAUCGUUAGCCUUUGGGCUCCUGUUGUGGCUAUCUAUCUCAUGGAUAUCCACAUAUGGUACACUAUUAUGUCAGCCAUUGUUGGUGGUGUAAUGGGUGCACGUGCUCGAUUAGGCGAGAUACGUUCAAUUGAAAUGGUGCACAAACGUUUUGUGAGUUUUCCAGAAGCUUUUGUCAAGAAUCUUGUCUCUCCACAAACAAAUAGGCUGCCCUUUAACAGGCAGGCACCUCAGGAUUCUCAGGAUAUGAACAAGACAUAUGCUGCCAUGUUUUCUCCAUUUUGGAACGAGAUCAUUAAAAGUCUGCGUGAAGAAGAUUAUAUUAGUAAUAGGGAGAUGGAUUUGCUUGCUUGUCCUAGCAACACAGGAAGUCUAAGAUUAGUACAGUGGCCUUUAUUUCUUCUUAGCAGUAAGAUCUUGUUGGCUGUUGAUUUGGCCUUGGAUUGUAAAGACACACAAGCAGAUCUUUGGAAUAGAAUAUGUAGGGAUGAAUACAUGGCAUAUGCGGUUCAGGAAUGCUACUAUAGUAUUGAAAAGCUCUUAUAUUCUUUGAUUGAUGGUGAAGGAAGACUCUGGGUUGAAAGAAUCUAUCGUGAGAUCAACAACAGUAUUUUGGAGGGUUCGCUUGUUAUAACCUUAUCUCUUAAGAAGCUUCCUCUGGUGUUAUCAAGAUUUACAGCUCUUACUGGUCUCCUGUUACGAAAUGAAGAUCCUGAACUUGCUAAAGGGGCUGCAAAAGCUUUGUUUGAUCUAUAUGAAGUUGUGACGCAUGAUCUGCUGUCAUCUGAUUUAAGGGAGCAACUGGAUACAUGGAACAUUUUAGCAAGAGCAAGAAAUGAAGGGCGGCUGUUUUCUCGAAUAGAAUGGCCCAAAGACCCAGAAAUUAAAGAGCUAGUGAAGCGGUUGCAUCUUCUGCUCACCGUAAAGGACUCUGCGGCUAAUAUUCCGAAGAACCUUGAAGCAAGAAGAAGAUUAGAGUUUUUCACAAAUUCAUUGUUUAUGGACAUGCCUUCAGCCAAACCAGUUAGUGAAAUGAUGCCUUUCAGCGUCUUCACCCCAUACUACAAUGAGACUGUACUUUAUAGUUCCUCUGAAUUGCAAAAGGAAAAUGAAGAUGGAAUAUCAAUUCUUUUCUAUCUCCAGAAAAUUUUUCCAGAUGAAUGGAAAAACUUUUUGGAACGGAUUGGUCGGCCAGAUUCAACGGCAGAUGCAGAAUUGCAGAAAAUUUCAAGUGAUUCUUUGGAGCUUCGGUUUUGGGUAUCCUACCGGGGACAAACUCUAGCUAGGACUGUGCGCGGUAUGAUGUACUAUAGAAGGGCUUUAAUGUUACAAAGCUAUUUGGAAAGGAGAUCGCUGGGAGGUAUUUUAAGGACUUCUGAAUACUUCAUCGUCUAUCAUGUGGUCAUGGACAUUUUAUUUAUUUAUUUAUUUUUAUCACAUCUUUUUCCUGUUCCAAUAGUGGAUGGAUAUUCUCAGUCCAGCAUCCCUACUAGUCAAGGUUUCGAGUUAUCACGUGAAUCACGGGCACAAGCAGAUAUAAAGUUCACGUAUGUGGUGUCGUGCCAAAUUUAUGGGCAACAGAAGCAGAGAAAGGUGCCAGAGGCUGCUGAUAUAUCUCUUUUGUUGCAGAGGAAUGAGGCACUUCGAGUUGCUUUCAUACAUGAGGAAGAGAGUGGUGCAACUAAUGAAAAGGUUUCAAGAGAAUUUUAUUCAAAGCUUGUGAAAGCUGACAUACAUGGAAAAGAUCAGGAAAUAUUUUCAAUUAAACUUCCUGGUAAUCCAAAGCUUGGUGAGGGGAAGCCUGAAAACCAAAACCACGCAAUAAUCUUCACUCGUGGGGAGGCUGUUCAAACUAUUGACAUGAAUCAGGAUAACUAUCUUGAGGAGGCAAUGAAAAUGAGAAAUCUUCUUGAGGAAUUUCAUACAAGUCACGGCCUUCGGCGUCCAAGUAUUCUUGGUGUUAGAGAGCAUGUCUUUACGGGAAGUGUCUCAUCGUUAGCAUGGUUUAUGUCAAAUCAAGAAACCAGCUUUGUGACCUUGGGCCAACGUGUCUUAGCAUAUCCUCUCAAAACUCGCAUGCACUAUGGGCAUCCAGAUGUUUUUGACCGCAUAUUUCACAUAACUCGAGGUGGCAUUAGCAAGGCAUCGCGUGUUAUUAAUAUUAGUGAAGAUAUCUUUGCAGGGUUCAACUCAACUUUGCGGCAGGGCAAUAUUACACACCACGAAUAUAUUCAGGUUGGAAAAGGAAGGGAUGUUGGCUUGAACCAGAUUGCUCUGUUUGAAGGAAAAGUUGCUGGAGGAAACGGGGAGCAAGUUCUAAGUAGGGAUGUCUACAGACUUGGACAACUUUUUGAUUUCUUUAGGAUGCUUUCUUUCUUCUUCACGACUGUUGGUUACUAUGUUUGCACUAUGAUGACAGUCAUCACGGUGUACAUAUUCUUGUAUGGAAGGGUUUACCUGGCUUUCUCUGGAGUUGAUGAACAAAUCGUAAAGCAAGCGAAAAGAUAUGGUAACACAGCACUGGAUGCUGCUUUAAAUGCACAGUUCUUGGUUCAGAUUGGAGUGUUUACGGCAGUCCCAAUGAUUGUUGGGUUCAUACUGGAACUGGGAUUGCUGAAGGCAGUUUUCAGCUUUAUUACAAUGCAGCUGCAAUUAUGUUCUGUGUUCUUCACUUUCUCAUUAGGAACCAGAACUCACUAUUUUGGACGUACCAUUCUCCAUGGAGGUGCAAAAUACCGAGCAACUGGUAGGGGCUUUGUUGUCCGCCACAUCAAGUUUGCUGAGAACUACCGGCUCUACUCAAGAAGUCAUUUUGUCAAGGCGCUUGAAGUGGCUCUGCUUCUCAUUGUUUACAUUGCAUAUGGGUACACUGGCAGAGGGGCUACUUCCUUUGUUUUGCUUACUCUUAGUAGUUGGUUUAUGGUCAUUUCCUGGCUCUUUGCGCCUUAUAUCUUCAAUCCUUCUGGUUUUGAGUGGCAAAAAACGGUGGAGGAUUUUGAUGAUUGGACCAGUUGGCUUCUCUAUAAAGGUGGUGUCGGAGUGAAGGGAGAUGAUAGCUGGGAGUCUUGGUGGGAUGAAGAGCAGCUGCAUAUCCAAACACUGAGAGGCCGUCUACUGGAAACCAUUUUGAGCUUGAGAUUCCUCAUGUUUCAAUAUGGGAUUGUGUACAAGCUCCACCUCACUGCAGAGGAUACAUCACUUGCGGUUUAUGGAUUUUCCUGGAUUGUGUUGGUUGCCAUUGUCAUGGUUUUCAAGAUCUUUACUUACAGCCCUAAAAAGUCAUCGAGCUUCCAGCUUGUGAUGCGAUUCAUGCAGGGCGUCACAUCCUUGUCACUUGUUGCAGCCAUAACCCUUGUUGUUAUAUUCACUGAUCUCUCAAUAGCUGACUUAUUUGCUAGCAUCCUUGCAUUUAUUCCUACUGGCUGGGCUAUUAUUUGUCUGGCUAUCACUUGGAAGAAGGUGGUCAGGAGUCUUGGUUUGUGGGACUCGGUCCGCGAAUUCUCCAGAAUGUAUGAUGCUGGGAUGGGUAUGAUCAUUUUUGCUCCUAUAGCAGUCUUAUCAUGGUUCCCAUUCAUCUCCACCUUCCAGUCCCGACUUCUGUUCAACCAAGCAUUCAGCCGCGGGUUGGAAAUCUCCAUCAUCCUUGCUGGAAACAAAGCAAAUGUCGAUGUCUAAGUGAUCCGGGUAGUUUCUGGGGAAGUAUUCGGGUUCUAGGUCUCUCUUUUAUUGUAUAUUUUCUUGUCAGUGUUUCUAUCUUCAAGGUCAUUCUUUUGUUACUCGGUCCUGAGGAUCCGACAUUGUGGCAGCUGUAUAUUUGAUCGUAAAAAUGUUGUAGCAUUUUUGUAGAGAAAUGUAUGUUUUUUCCCAGACUACCUCGGUUCCCUCCUUGUAAAUAUUGGACCUUAAUACUGUGCCAAUAUUUUGAUAUUUUUGUUUCACUGAUCUUUAUCUAGUAGCGAGUAUUCUUAAUACCAAA
Morus notabilis is the source of this 6458-nucleotide messenger RNA. Its product is annotated as callose synthase 10. The record is from RefSeq and is a predicted model, not a curated record. Bases 335 to 6157 code for a protein of 1940 amino acids. Gene Ontology annotation, biological process: (1->3)-beta-D-glucan biosynthetic process. NCBI's taxonomy places the organism in Eukaryota, Viridiplantae, Streptophyta, Magnoliopsida, Rosales, Moraceae. The transcript is spliced from 50 exons. Gene Ontology annotation, molecular function: 1,3-beta-D-glucan synthase activity. Gene Ontology annotation, cellular component: 1,3-beta-D-glucan synthase complex; plasma membrane.